This is a messenger RNA of Xenopus tropicalis (tropical clawed frog), 486 nucleotides long. RefSeq names its product SRA stem-loop interacting RNA binding protein (gene slirp). The transcript is spliced from 4 exons. Bases 117 to 416 code for a protein of 99 amino acids. The record is from RefSeq and is a predicted model, not a curated record. Lineage: Eukaryota; Metazoa; Chordata; Amphibia; Anura; Pipidae. Gene Ontology annotation, molecular function: nucleic acid binding; RNA binding.
CCCAACAGGGCGCCGCCAUCUUCCGUACAGGCACGCACACGCAAUUCAGACAUCCUCCAGAACGUGUGUUUUUUUUUUCUGCCUGUGUGCGUGAGGUAGGGGUCACAUUAUCCAACAUGGCAGCGCCGGCAAAGAAAUCGUUUGAGGUUUUUGUGUCCCGAGUGCCGUGGACAGUAGCGAGCAGAGAACUAAAGGAAUAUUUUUCACAGUAUGGAGUUGUAAAGAAAUGCCUUUUGCCAUUUGAUAAAGAAACUGGUUUUCAUCGUGGAUUUUGCUGGGUUGGUUUUGCCUCAGAAGAAGGUUUGCAGAAUGCAUUACAGAAGGAUGCACAUCUUCUGGAAGGAUCUAAACUCCAGGUUCAGCAGAACAAAAGGCUAGCAGCAAAUACAAACAGACAUGGGCAAGGAGAGAGCUGAACAAGAAAUUUUAUUGUAUGGUGGUUUAAAAAUUUAAAUAAACACAAAAUAAAAACACUUCUAUACAUGA